UUCUCAGAUGUUCUUGUUCCAGGUCUGAGUCUGAUCAGUGAGUAGUGUAAUAAUGAAACUUUUAUAGUUUAAACUGAAUGAUUACUAUAAAACUAAACCCAGUUCAGUUCACACUUCGAAGCUCAAAACCAUACUCUCUCAUGGCUGUUCCUGUAGUUCUCUGGAAAUCUUUGCUGAUUUUCUUCUUUCUGUUGUUCUUUAGUCUUCCACUUCAAACCCUUUCAAUUUCAGCUGUUGAUCAGACAAACAUCAAAACCUUUAUCUUCCGCGUCGAUGAGGACUCCAAGCCUUCUAUCUUCCCCUCUCACUAUCACUGGUACAGCUCUGCCUUUGCCGACCCAGUUCAAAUUCUUCAUGUUUAUGAUACCGUCUUCCAUGGCUUCUCUGCCACUUUAACCCCUGACCAGGCAGCUUCCGUGGUUAAACACCCCUCUGUGCUCGCCAUGUUCGAAGAUCGUCGCCGCCAGCUCCACACCACUCGUUCUCCUCAAUUUCUCGGCCUCCGAAACCAGCAGGGCCUCUGGUCGGGAUCUGACUAUGGCUCCGAUGUAAUAAUUGGCCUUCUCGAUACCGGAGUCUGGCCUGAGCGCCGGAGCUUCUCGGAUCUCAAUCUCGGCCCUGUUCCAGCUCGGUGGAAGGGUGUCUGUGAGACUGGAGUUCAGUUCACCGCUGCUAACUGCAAUAAAAAGCUUGUCGGAGCUAGAUUUUUUGCCAGAGGCCAUGAAGCGGCUGCGAGACUGAAUGGAUCUAGCGAUAUCAAGUUGGCUAACGCCACUGUUGAGUAUCGAUCGCCUAGAGACUCAGACGGCCAUGGAACACAUACAGCCUCCACUGCUGCGGGUCGUCAGGUUUUUCAGGCGAACAUGUCCGGCUACGCUUCUGGAAUCGCCAAGGGUGUCGCUCCAAAAGCUAGAUUAGCAGUCUACAAAGUGUGCUGGAAGGGCUCUGGCUGCUUCGACUCUGACAUUCUCGCUGCAUUCGAUCGUGCUGUGGCGGACGGGGUAGACGUCAUUUCCAUUUCCAUCGGAGGAGGUGACGGAAUUUCCUCUCCUUAUUAUCUCGAUCCAAUUGCUAUCGGAGCUUAUGGCGCCGUUUCUAAAGGGGUAUUCGUCUCCUCCUCUGCUGGUAACGAUGGCCCCAACGGAAUGUCUGUAACUAACCUCGCACCAUGGCUUACUACCGUCGGAGCUGGAACUAUCGAUCGUAAUUUUCCGGCCGAUGUAAUUCUUGGUGAUGGACGGAAGCUCUCAGGUGUCUCUCUCUACUCUGGUAAACCGCUGUACGGCAAAAUGUUUCCGCUGGUUUACCCCGGCAAAUCGGGAGUACUUUCCACUUCACUCUGUAUGGAGAAUUCUCUCGAUCCAAAACUCGUCAGAGGCAAGAUCGUAAUCUGUGAUCGGGGGAGUAAUCCGCGUGUCGCAAAGGGUUUAGUCGUCGAGAAAGCAGGUGGCGUUGGAAUGAUCCUCGCCAAUGGGCCUUCGAAUGGUGAAGGUCUUGUGGGCGAUGCUCACCUCAUCCCUGCUUGUGCAGUGGGCGCCAAUGAAGGUGACGCAGUCAAAGCUUACGUUUCUUCUUCUUCCGUUCCGACGGCCACCAUCGCCUUCCGCGGCACCGUCAUUGGCGUGAAGCCAGCACCCGUGGUGGCCUCCUUCUCUGGUCGAGGACCCAACGGUAUAGACCCGGAGAUCCUCAAACCAGACUUGAUCGCCCCUGGUGUCAACAUUCUGGCCGCAUGGACAGACGCGGUAGGACCGACCGGCUUAGAUUCCGACGUCCGGAGAACUGAGUUCAGCAUUCUCUCAGGCACAUCCAUGGCUUGCCCCCAUGUGAGCGGGGCCGCCGCCUUACUCAAGUCGGCCCACCCAGAUUGGAGCCCUGCUGCUAUUCGUUCUGCAAUGAUGACUACUGCGAGCAUCGUCGACAACCGUCUCCAACCCAUGAUCGAUGAGUCCACUGGUAAGCCAUCGACGCCUUACGAUGUCGGCUCUGGCCUUCUUAAUCUCGAUCGAGCAAUCGACCCUGGACUCGUAUAUGACAUCACCAACGACGACUACGUGAACUUCUUGUGCUCUAUUGGUUACGGGCCAAAGACGAUCCAAAUAAUCACAAAAACACCUCCUAGGUGUCCGGUGAAGAAACAGUCUCCGGCUAACCUGAACUACCCGUCCAUCACGGCUUUAUUUGAUACGGCGGCGCGUGGGGUCGUGAGUAAGACAAUGAUUCGGACAGUGACGAAUGUCGGGGCGGGGAACUCGGUUUACAGAUCAAAAUUGGAAGCCUUACCGAGAGGGGUAUCGGUGACCGUGAAGCCGGCGAAGCUGGUGUUCUCGGAGACGGUGAAGAAGCGGAGUUUUGCUGUGAUGGUAUCGGCCGACACUCAGAAUCUAGUAUUAGAUGACACUGGUGCGGUUUUCGGGUCGCUGUCUUGGUCCGACGGAACGCAUGUGGUUCGGAGCCCCAUAGCGGUCACACAGAUGCAGAUUUUGUAAUUAGAUUUCAACCGUUAGAUUGAGAUCCUUGUGGCAGAUUAAAACUUUUAAGGAGGUAGAGUGCAUCAGCGGAGUAUGUUUGGAUAACUCAGCUACGCUUCGUUCUUCGUUUGGGCUUUGGGUCAUGUGUGCAUCGGGUAGAGAGGGAUGGGUUGGAAAGAGUGAUGGGAUGGAUGGAUGGAUGGAUGGGAUCGUUUUUUGUUUAUGUUAUGUGGGGUUAGUGUGUAAACUCCUGUUUCAGUUACAAAACAAACUUCCAGCCUUCCAGGCUUAGUAUAUGAAUUUAAAAGUUGAUUAGACAA
Molecule: messenger RNA, 2791 nt
Organism: Macadamia integrifolia
Lineage: Eukaryota; Viridiplantae; Streptophyta; Magnoliopsida; Proteales; Proteaceae
Product: subtilisin-like protease SBT1.6
Exons: 1
Coding region: 78-2489 (803 amino acids)
Biological process (GO): proteolysis
Molecular function (GO): serine-type endopeptidase activity
Source: RefSeq, a predicted model, not a curated record